Molecule: messenger RNA, 2000 nt
Organism: Somion occarium
Lineage: Eukaryota; Fungi; Basidiomycota; Agaricomycetes; Polyporales; Cerrenaceae
Source: the annotation of a GenBank genome assembly
GAUACUUAUUCAUAGCCCAAUAUUAUCCAAGCUAGACGGGCGCUUGUCGACCAUGACGUUCUCUCUACACAAGUCUCUACAUGCACUUCACAACCUAAACAUCUUGCGCAGGAGAUUUCAAUUCAUUACCCUGAGUCAAAUUUUGCUCCCUGCGAUUGAUUGUAGUAUAUUAUGCCUCCGCGGGAGCUUCCAGGAUUUUACUGGGAUGAAACCAAGGAACGUUACUUCCCGCUUUCAUCCAGACCUCCUGGCAGCCCAACAACCCUCCCAUCCAACGCUUCAUUGUCAUCCGAUAUCUCUGGCCAGCAGCGUACACGAUAUCGAAACGAGGGCCCUCUAAAACGCCGGAAAGUCGAGUUUCAGCAAGAACCACAACCGCAGAAUGUGUGGUCUCUGGUCGACAGGAUGAGAACUGGUGGAACAUACACGGCGACCGGAAGAUAUGUUCACGAACUAGAACUUCAGAGCAUAGCCAGACCUUGUCGUGUUGAGGUGAACAGUGUUUCGGACAGUAACGUCCUCUCGUUUGUCGCGACAGAACAAGCUGACGGCUCGUAUACAACUACGGUCGGUGACCAAUUGGGUUGGGUGUACACCCAAUAUAGUGCCGUGCCCAAUGUACCUACCAGGGAAGUGUUUCUUGGAUCGCAGGUAAACACAGUGUGUUGUACACAAGACAUACGUGUGGCAAUACCAUUCGGAGCCGCGUGUGAGGUUGUCAUCCAAAACCUUACCUCUCCUGACGUUAGCAUGUGGACAAUACUGCGUAUCCUGGACAAGAGCUGUCAUGAUGUUCGAGAUGCGCAUCUUUUGGAUCACUCUUUGUUAUUGGGCGCUGCAGGCCGCGGGAUAUUAAUGCCAGAUAUUGUUGCUUCGACCCACUUUCGUUUCCUACCAACUAAAAGUGAUGUAUUAUCUGUUUACCAACUCGGACAAUUGUGCUAUACCGGCUGUCGAAAUGGUUCUAUACAAUGCUUCGACAGACGAGUGGAAACUGUACACAAGGGUCAAGAGCUAUUCAACCAGAGGUUUAAAGGGACUAACAGUUCCAUUACUCACCUUAGUGUGGUCAACGAAUGGCAACUGCUGGUUAGCACCAUAGGUGGCAGUCUGGAGAUGUAUGAUCUUCGUUUUGCAGGGAACCCCGGUCCCAUCAUGCAGUUCCAGGGUCACUCUAAUCGCUACACAGAGAAACUGGGGCUAGCUGUAUCACCAGCCCAUGAUCUCUUGUUCGCAGCAAGCGAUGAACGCCGCGUCAAUGCAUGGUCCCUGCGUACAGGAAACCCAAUCAUUCCUUCCGUCGAUCCCAAACAAUCUCCUGAUUCCUCUCUACUGGCUCUUGUUCCUCUGCCAAAGAGAUGCCCCAGACUACUGGAAGAGCCUUUCCCCGCUGAAAUUCCUGCAAUGCAGGUCACGGACGGUGGCAGUGGUGAAGAUCGUGGCUUGUGCGUGUGGGUCGCUAGCGGAAAAGCAUUGUAUAGAUAUAGGAUUGGGAAGCGGCCACUAUUCUGAAGUCCACUCAUGAUCAGCCGCCUUUCUUUACCGGGAGGACGUGGAACGGAACUAUAUUCGUCAACAGUAAGGAUACCAUGCAAGAAGCUUGUAAUCAAGACGGCUUUCCUUUGAAGUACUCGUUUCUCACUAUCACGCGAACACAAGGCACAUUAUACCGCCCCAUAUACCUUCGCUCGUAGGUGAAGCGGAUGGCACAAAGCUGUAUACGCCCAAGUUGGCCAACCCGAGGAUCAUGCGCGACUUCCAUCCGGCAAACACCGAUCGACUGAGGAGGAUUGCUUUGCUGAGGUGCUGUCCAAUGUACCCUCAGGAUGAUGUAUAGCAUCGGUACUUCUAUCACCUUAUGUGAUCGUAUUUGUGAUUUGUUUCUUACGUUUGAUCCCCAUCUAGGGUACUCCUUGUAUUCCCAUUCCGAGCGCCAUCCAGACACGCAUCACUCCACGCACGGGAGCUUCAUUUGGAACGAAUAAUCACGUUUGCCUUCA